ACUGUCGAGUAGGGCACAGGAUUUUAUAAAGUGCGAAGAGUUAUUCUUUAGAGGAAAGGGGUAAAAUGCUGGCUUGUUGGACAACUUGUAGACAGCUUGUUGGACAACUCGAGACUGCAAAGUGUGGUGGGUCAAAACUAGGAAUAUUUAAGUAAGAAUGCUUGACUUGGCGUAGUUUCCCUUUGGAACAGAUUUCGUUUUCUUUUUCACACACGCCCGCCCGCCCCAAACAACAACAGCGACUCUGUGUUCAGGAACAAAUAUACAAGUGUCAGGACUGGAUAAUUAUAUCUUGCCUUCCAUGCAGACUCUGAGCUGAUGCAGACUGCCUUGUAAAAUCUAGCAUUGUUGUUCUUGCUGAGCAGGCUGAGAAGGAGGGAGUUGACUUGUGGGUGUGUUUGUAGGGAGGUACAAAUAGAGUAUUUUGAAUAUUAAGGCAGAAGGAAGGCAUAUUAUACUUGUGUAAUACUUCUUUGCUGCAUAUGACUCAAGGUAAGGAGUAGAGUGUCAGAUUCUGGCAGUUACUGGUAGAUAUUUUUUUAAUACUUGAAUGGAAUGUGCACUUCUUGUGUCUUUCCUGUUGGCUAUAUAACUCUAGAUGCUGCUUGAAAUUAUUUGGAUGGGGGGGUGUAAAAACAUUUUUCUAUAAAAUUUGGGUGACUGAGUUAAAAUAUAAAUGUUAAAUAGAAUCUAGUGCAAAUGUGGAAGUUGUUUUAUGUCUUAAAAGAAUAGUUGCUUUGCCUGUUCUGCACCAACAUUACUUUGGAAAUAGGACAAUUUGUCUAUAUGCCUUCUAUGUAGAAGAUAGUCUGAAGGAAACUGAACAAUCCUUAACUUUUAAAGAGAAUGUACUGAAGUAGUACUUCAGCCCAAUAACCUUAACAGUAAGAAUUUGCACCUAGAGAUCUAUUAAUAAUACUUUAGUAACUAGUUUGACUUUUAGAUGCAAUAGAAAAAAAGAGUUCCAGUGACCAGUGUUUUCUUAGGGGUGGGGGGGAGAGACUUCAGACUUAUAGGAUCUAUUUUUUGUUUUUUUUCUGGAACCCCAAGAUCCAUCAACCAGAGUUGGGUGCAAAAGGCAUACUUAAAAUUAAAGAAUUCUGAGCCCAAGAAUUUGUUUUUAGUACCAGACGUGAACUGAGCUGACAGUUCUUCCACACACAUAUCCACUCCUUGUUGCUCCCUGCCACCCUAUUUUCUUCAUUUCAACAAUCUGAUUUGUGCGUCUUGCUGUUAUUAAGCAAUUGAUAGUCAGAAAUCGCUGCCAACCUCCUGAAAAUCACAUAGAAAUUCCAGUAAAUCCCCAAUCUCUGCACCCCUGUCUUGGGUGAUCAUUGUCAGGGUGAGGAUGAGAACUAAGUAUAUUAUGAAAGGAUAAAAGAACUUUGCAAUCAUUUUGAUAGGUACUUCAUUUAUAAAAACUUGUACACACUUUUGCAUAAGUCACAUGUUGUUCUUUUUAGAUGUAUCUCAAAGAGAUUAGUGGGUUUGGGAUUAUUUGUAUGUCAGCUAAUACUUUUUAGUCGAUUUACUAUUUGCAAUUCUCCCUUUCUUACACAACAACCAUAAGUGAAAUUUAACCUUACAGUCCAAGUACUGAAUGCUGCAUUAACACUUCUGCUAAUAGUAGUAGACAGAUACAACAGUGGGUGGGGAUUUUUUAAAUUAGAUUUUGAGUUGUGUUGUCAAAUUUCUGCUUCUGUUGUCAUAUACACUACUGUAAUGAGAAAUGGAAAGAUUAGAAAUUUUCUUAAAUCCUGCAAAAUAUUGACAUUGUUAUGCUAAAUGCUCUUCAAAUAUGUCCACCCAGUUAAUAGUUAGCAUUCCUAUUCACACUAACUUCAAGCUGCAUUAAGUACAGUAUAGUGGAACUUCUGAGCUAAUGUGGUUUAUUGCACAGAUUUGUUUUAGAUACCUGAGUUAAACCCAAGUGCUUUGUACAUAGUGAAGCUUAUACAGAAACUAGUUUAUCACUUAGGCAUUCUGGUGCUUGCCAUAGCUGCCAAGUUUUCCCUUUUCUCGCGAGGAAGCCUAUUCAGCAUAAGGGAAAAUCCCUUUAAAAAAGGGAUAACUUGGCAGCUAUGGUGCUUGCUAGGUUUUCUGUCUCUGUAAAUUAAGAGUGUAAGCCUCACCAUUCUGGAAGACUUCACUGCACCAGAAAUUUUGACUGCCCUAGUAACAAAUUGCCAAUAUUUAUUUACAAAAGAGUAGCAGUGCAAAAAAACAUUUACUGUAGUAUUAGAAGAAACAACAGAACUAGAAUAUAAUUUGCAAAGAGGAUAGGUUUCCAUUUAAGUUUCUAGAAUUUUGUUAACUUUUAAGGAAAGAGAUGAGAAUGGCUGUGUUGCAUUCAAAGCAAGUACUGAAAGAGAAGCCAGUAUUGCCUCACCAGUUGAUUUGCAUGGUAUUUUGUAGCCUUUACUGACUUAUGGACAACUGUUAAGGGGGAAGGAAUGACUAUUGUGAAAGAAAUAUGUUAGUUCGCUCUUUUGCUGCAAUCUUUGUAUUUUAGAAAGAACACUGUACUUUGAAAGAUAAGAGGUUUUGAUACUUCCCAUCUCUCCACUUCCUCCUUUAGCUGUAAAAAUAGUUGAGUACUAUAAGAUAAAGUCAAACUACAUUGAGACCAAUGUAAUGCAUUUCUAGGCCACACAUUUCUUUAAAAAGGUGAUGAGACUGAUGCCUAAUUUUUAUUCUUUUUCCUGGCUCCUAACAUGUCUCCUGCAGUAGGCUGCAGCAUGUUACUAAUUUGUCAUUAAUAAUGUUAAGCUCAAGCACUUGUAACAUAACCAGGGGAGGGGUCACCAACUGUUUUGGACCAUUUUGAAUGUUGAGAGAAUGCUGAUGGUGCCAGUUACAGUAUGGCGGCCAUGGGGGAAUGGCAUGGCACAAAACUAGAGAAACUGAAGAUAUUGCAGAUUUUCUGCCCCUGAGCAACCUCAUGCUUACCAUGGGAAAUCAGCUGUGGAGGCACUAAUGACAAAGGCACAAUAGCUUUGUUUUCCCCAAUGACAGUCCUAAACCAAAGCAUAAAUUGCCAUCCUGUAUCUACCGGUACUUACAUGAGAAUAAGCCCUAUUUAAAAAAAGAGAGAGACUUCUGAAAUAGACAUGUGUACUGUGAGAAAAUGGUGCAUAUGGGGCAUAUCACAUUUUUUGUAAAAUGGUAUAAAUAUGACCUUGUAACAUAGUUUCAAGUACCAUAUUAGGUCAGAAGAAGAAAUGCAAAAAAGUAAAUUGUGAUGGUCUUAAAUCUAAGCUUUCUUUUUGAAAAACUGUAAUAUGUUUGGUUCAUGGUGGAAAGAAAAUUAUGUUCUAGGUAAUAAAGAGAAACUCUGUGAAGGGUGAAUGCCACUACGGUAUGUAUUUAAUCAAACACGGGAUUCACUCAUGGCACACUUUUAAAAAAAAGUUUUUAAAAGUAUGUCAUAGAUGCUAUGGACAAUUAAUGCAGGUCUUUCAUUGGCUUAAUUUCUCGAGUGUACACAGAUACUGUACUAGUAUUUUACAGCUGUGUGUGUGGAAAUAUGGAAAGUAGUAAUUCAGGUUCAGGUGUAACUGAAUUACAAAAAAAUGGUUAGGUGUGUAAAAUGGCUGACUUGUCUUCAAUUUGUCUGACAUGACUUUUUAAAAAAUAUAUUGAAACAGACUACUUUUCUUUUAGAAAUAUAUUAUUUGUUUUAAAAGGGGGAGACUCAAAACCACUUAUUUAACAAUGUAUGGUGUUUAUAACCAAAUAAUUUCAUCUCCAAAAUAGCUAUGUACAGGCAUUUAAACUUGCCCAUGCCAAAAUUGGAGCUUACUUGCAGCCCACUAUGGAUUAAAUCCAGCAACCAUUGGAUAAAUGGAAUGACUUCUGCUCUUGCAAUGAAUUUUGUCCUCCCUAUGACCCCCAAAUCUGAGGUAGUGGGUUGGGAAGGUGGGGGUACAUGGAGGGGGGAGGAGAAGUACAUGAAUGAAAGCCAUUCCACUUGUGCAAUGAUGUUUUCAGAUACAACCCAGAACAUUUUAAAGCUUGGAAAGUUUUAAAUAGUGUGGCAGUUGGUCACCUUAGACUUGAAUCAGUAUUAACCUGAGAUACAAACAAGAGUCAGCAUCCACACAUAGCCAUUUCACUCCUUCCUUCGGCAGAGUGAAGCAGCCAGGAAGCUGCAUCCAGACCAGGAACCAUAGUUAUGGCUUUCAAACAAACCAGAGUAUGAAGCCAUGGUAUUAAAGUGGUCACUUCAUUAACUACGUAGUUCCUAGUGUGAAUGUAUCAAGAAGCUGUUGGCUGCAGCUUCCUGGCUUGCUCAUUUGUGCAAAGGAAGAGGUUAAAUGGUUGCAUGUGCGUGCCUGAAACUUGUGUAAAUCUUGAUUUACUAAGCCAAGAUUAUCCUCUGAACAUCACCCAUGUAUAAAGUAUGCAUAAAUUAAUAUGGGUUCAGCAACCAAUAUGUUGACUUAGAUGAAGCAACUCGGUGAUCAAAUUUCAGUUGAGCCAUGGCUUAUAUGCGUGGCGUUAUGGAUAGCAAUAAUAAUAAUAGUUUAGUAAUGGCCCACUUCACAAUGAUAUCAAUAAUGAUGCCUCUCUUGUUUCAGUGUACAAAGGGUAAAUUCUUCGUAUGUUAACCUGUAGUUCUGAUUUUCAAGGGUUUCACAAAAGCUUUCGUAGAUUAAUGUGGGACAUAUUAAGUUACUAGUGAAAUGAUUGUUGUUGUGAUGGGCAUUUGUGUGUGUGUGUGUGUGUGUGUGUGUGUGUGUGUGUGUGUGUGUGUAAACCCACACAUGUGGAGAUACCGUGUACACUACACACUUUCCAGGGGCACCUGCAGUUUGUAUAUGGAAAUAUAUGAUUUUUGUGGCCACAAUGUAGCCUACUGUACGAAGGUAACAGUGUUCGAAACUCCCAUUGUUUUAGGCGCAUUGUGCGACAGGGAAUUUUAUUAGUGUGAGCAGUUUCUGAGCUCUGGGUGCAGUACUAAGGCUAAGAUUUCAGAUUAAAACUGCAGUGGAAGGAAGGGAGGACCUUUUCUGACUCCCCACUUCCAGCUACUCUCUGAAGACUGGAGAAGAGACCCUCUUAAGAAUAUUAGGGAGGUGGGCAAGAGAAGAACUAGACCAUGUGAAAAAUGAACAUAAUAUUUUAGCUGCAGUUCACUCAUUUUCAGCUUUGUAUUCUUGUUAUUUAAAAAGCAUUCCGUUGUUGCACCUAUAACCUAGGUUUAAGGUGCCAUUUAGCUCCAAGCUUUCAUAUGUGUUUCUAACAUUGGAAGGUAAGAGUUGUAUUUGAUAUUCUGUCUACUCUUGUACCUGGCCCUUUCUGCAGCCCUUUGUCUGAGACCUUUCCCACUCCCAUUUAAAAAGGUUAAUAUCAAUACCAAUAACACAAGCAAGAUAUGAUUGCAUAGCAUUCUUGUUGGCAGUCUAGCUGCAAUAGUCUGCAGUUUCCAAAAUGUCUUCAAAAACAACCACUUGAAAAGCUCAUUGCAUUAUUCCAGUCUAGAAAUUAACCAGCCAUGGCCAGGCUGUCUCUCUUGUCCAGAAAGGGUUGCAGUCAGCAUAUCGGGCCUAGCUGAUAAAAUGCACUACAUGCCACUGAAGCAAUCACACGUUAAAAUGGCAAAGUUGAAUCCAUAAGCACCCACAGGAUGCGCACCUGAUCCUUCAGGGAGAGAGAAAUCCUUUUCAGAACUGGUUGAACAGCACCUCCCUGGGCAGAUGAACCACCCACCAACAGCACUUCCAUCUGGUUACAAUUUAAUGGUUCUCUGCCAAGUACCAGGACAGCAGUGCUUCAUCAGGAAUUGAUAGAGCUGUGUGUCAAAAGCCCCAUAACCCUUUCUAGGACACAGGAGUUCCUCAGCAGAUAAGUUGGUGCAGAAUGGGUUCCCAUAAAAGAAAAAUCUGAAAACUGCUGGUGUAAAUCAUAAGCACUGCAGCAGUUGUCUGAACUACCUAAGAACAUCCCACCAAAUCACCUUCUUCCAUCUAAUCAACCAUACUCAAGGUUUCAGUGGAAGGAAAUGAAGAUGGAAAAACCAUCUCCAGAACAUGGCUUGAAAUUUCAGAUUUAACAUGACAGUUACCGUAUAUACUCGAGUAUAAGCCGACCCGAAUAUAAGCCAAGGCACCUAAUUUUACCUCAAAAAACUGGGAAAACUUGUUGACUCGAGUAUAAGCCGAGGGUGGGAAAUGCAGCAGCUACUGGCAAAUUUCAAAAAUAAAAUAAAUACCGUCCUAUGCCUUUCCCAGCUGUCGGCGGCAGGGUGGGGGGAGAAGCGGCGAGGAAGGAUCCCUUCCUUGCUGCUUCUCCCUCCCCGCUGCCUCACACAGAGCAGGCAUAGGAUGGGGGUUCGGAGAGUCGCAGCACAGCGCUUCUCCAACCCCCCGGUCCUGUGCCUUUUUCUGCCGCUGCCCGCCUCACUCGAGUAUAAGCCGAGGGCAGCUUUUUCAGCACAUUUUUGUGCUGAAAAAGUAGGCUUAUACUCGAGUAUAUACAGUGCUUGAUUUGAAGCUUUCUCGGAAGUAAUACAUGCAGAUCCCAUUAUCUGAACAUAAUGCGUUCCCAGAAAAUCACUCAUUAGGCAAACAAUCGCAUAAUGAUCUGAUGAAUCCUAUAUUCCCCUCCUAACAUUUAGUUUGGCCUUCAGUCACUGCCUCUGCUCUACAGGUUAUAAUAAUCUCAUACCUUUUGAAAAAAAAUUGAUCAGGGUUGACCAUACCAGUUUGAAUUUUGUCAUCCUAAGGAUGGAAGUAAAGGCUGUUGUUCACUUUUGUAGAAGGUGAAAAGAUGUGGUGUGAAAUGAUUCUACUCUGUUCUACAUGAGUUGGGCCAGACUGCUGUUGCUCCUUUUUUCUGUGCUUGAAAAUAGACUAGGAUUUAGACUGAAGCAGUGUUAGUUGAUUAUACUGGUUCACCGUAAAUACAUUCUGCCAUAUUAACUGAAAGAUCAAAUUCAAAAUUGUUAAUAUAUGAAGAUGUUUUCUUUGGUGUGGGAAUAAGUUCAAUCCUUCAAGUUCUGAGUGUCCAGAUGCUAGUGCUGCUUGUGACCUAUGGGCCAGUAAGUCUUAGUAUGUGGCUGAACAGCACAUCCAAGUGUUUUUGCCUACCAGUGUCUUCCAAUACAGAAUUCCAUUGCUCAAAAUGCAUUUAUAUGGGGAAAUGCAAUGUAGCACUAACUAGCAAAGAACUGCUACACAUGGCGUUGGAAGUUACGCAAUCAAGAGAUGUAAGGAACAAGGUUUCGAAGAAGUGGGAUGAAAUGUGUUUUUAAUUGAGAACAUGGUAACUGAUCAUUUUUGGGUAGAAUUAAUGGAUUCUGGACUGGGUAUUAUUUAUUUAUUUUUGCAGCUUUCUGUUUAAGGUUAGAUAGUAAAUCCCAUGUGAAUCACUCAGUAAUUUGUGUACACCAGUACCUAACAAGAAUGGGACGCGGGUAGCGCUGUAGUCUAAACCACAUAGCCUAGGGCUUGCUGAUCAGAAGGUCGACGGUUUGAAUCCCCGCGACGGGGUGAGCUCCCGUUGCUCAGUCCCAACUCCUGCCAACCUAGCAGUUCAAACAUAGAUAAAUAGGUAGCACUCUGGUGGGAAGGUAAACAGCAUUUCCAUGCACUGCUCUGGUUCGCCAGAAGUGGCUUAGUCAUGCUGGCCACGUGACCCGGAAGCUCUGUGGACAAACGACGGCCCCCUCAGCCAGUAAAGCGAGAUGAGUGCCGCAACCCCAGAGUCGUCCGCAACUGGACGGUCAGGGGUUCCUUUACCUUUUUUAUAUGUAACAAACAUUGAGCUGUAACUGUAUGCAUCAGUGAUUAAAAAGCUGUAUGCAUAAAACAUGCAGUUUUCUAGAGUAAACUAGGCUCUUCUGCACACUCAGCUGUUUGCCAUAUUGGUUUAUUAGUUGCACUUAAGUCAGUUUCCUGUGAAGUUGUGGUUUGACAAACCUUUGAAGCAUUGAAGUAAGGCACUCGAGGUAAUGAGAUGAAUGAAAUAUUGCUAACUUUUAGACUGAUGAGUGAUGGCUUAUCUGUCAGAUUGUUGAGAGGCUCGCUGGGACAGUAGGUUCAUUUGAUAUAAACAUUUACACACAGGGUUUUGACCACUAUAAUAUGGAUGUGGCACACAAACUUGCAAUAUUACAUAAGUAUACAUUUUUGAAGGGGGCAUGAUUUCAUAGUGUUUCACUAGAUAUAAAUGUGCCAAUCUUGACAUAGAACUUUUUGAAUCAGGCUAGAGCGGCUUUCCCUGACUUGGAGCCCCCUCCACCCCCAACUACAGCCCCAGCUAGCAUAGCUAAUGAUUAGGGAUGUUGGCAAUUGUAGUCCAAAAUGUCACGAGAGCAUCAGGCUGGAAAAGGCUGGACUAGAGAAUAUCAGCUUACUACUUUGCCAUGAGAUCAUAGAACCUUAAGAGUUGGAAGGGAUGCAAGGGUCAUCUAGUCCAACCCCCUGCAAUGCAGGAAUCUCAGCUAAAGCAUCCAUGACAGGUGGCCAUCCAACCUCUGCUUAAAAACCUCCAAGGAAGGAGAGUCCACUACCUCUUAUGGGGGUCUCUGUCAGAAAGUUUUUUCCAAAUGUUUAGUCGGAAUCUCCUGACAACUUGAAGGCAUUGGUUCAAGCCCUACCCCCCAGAGAGGGAGAAAACAAGCAUGUUCCCUCUUCCACAUGACGGUCUUCAAGACAUUUGAGGAUGGCUAUCAUAUCUCCUCUCUUCUUUUCCAGGCUAUACAUACUCAGCUCCUUCAAGCGCUCCUUGUAAGCCUUAGUUUCCCGACUCUUAAUCAUCUUGGUUGCCCACUGCACAUGUUCCAGCCUGUCAACUUCCUUCUUAAAUUGUGGUGCCCAGAAUAGGACACAGUAUUCCAGGUGUGGUCUGACCAAGGCAGAAUAGAAUGGUACUAUUACUUCACUUGGACACUAUACUUCUGUUGAUGCAGCCUAGAAUAGUGUUAGCUUUUUUUGCUGCUGCAUUACACUGUUGACUCAUGUCAAGUUUGUGGUCCACCAAGACCCCUAGAUCCUUUUCACAUUUACUGCUAGUAGUCCAGGUGUCCCCUAUCCUAUAUUUGUGCAUCUGGUUCUUCCUGCCUAAGUGCAGAACCUUACAUUUGUCCCUAUUGAAAUUCAUUUUGUUAGCCUGGGCCAAGUUCUCCAGUCAAAUAUAACUUUAGAGGAAGUAUGUAUCAAAAGUGAAAUUCAGGCCUUAAAGAAAUGAAUGCUAUGUGGGAUAUCUUAAAUGCUGCUGUUGUGGUUUUUUUGUUUUGUUUUGUUUUUUGACCAGUAGGAAACCUUCCAUAAUUUACCUUUUGUGAUUGUAGGCCUAUAAUUUCUGCCGUGGUGAUAAAUCAGCAGAAUGUGGAAUUUUUAAAUUAUAAAAUGCAUAGCAUCCUUAGUGAUGUGCUAGUGUUGUGGUGUGUGUAUGCGUCCAAUUUCAAAUAAGUCAUACGGUAGAUUAGUAGCUGUUAGGGUUGAUUAAUUAUAGACAUUGUAUUAGUGAGGGUUAUUUUGAUAGGUAAUAAAAUCUAAACAUUUCAUAAGAGUUUUUCUGAGCUAGAUUUACAUAUUCAGCAUUGCAUAGUAUUGACUGUGCUCAGUCCUCAUUCAGUUGACUUUGGGGUUUUUGCCCCCUUGUAAAGUGUUGAAUUUGCAAUUGGUAGUGCAUGUUGGGAGUGCAUGUUGGGAGACCUGUGUUUGAACAUGGCGGCACCUGCAAAGUAGAGAAUACUUCGUGAAUUCUACAUUUUUCAGAAGAUCAUCACCCAAAUUCAUUAUAAUACACCAACUUUCUCUUUUUUAAAGCAACAACUCAACUAAAUUAGUUCAGGGAGAGAUUAUUUUCUGACUUAGCCCCUUACUUUUAGCUUUAAUUGAAUGCAUUCAUAGCAACAAUAGGACAGAAAUCAUUGUGAAUCUUACCUCUUCAUCAAGUUGCUUUUAGUUCCUCAGCAAGGAAAUUUAAGUUACAUUAUGUGAAAAUCCUUUCAAGAUACAGUUUUAAGAAUGCUAACAACUUUUUUAGCAACUAUAAAAGUGGUGAAGAUGAACCUUGCAUUUUAGAACUUCUACAAAUAGUUUUAACACACAUUUUCAGAAUUUGCAAGAUACUUCAUGGUCCUGCCACCCACCUCCCCACCCCCAUUCCAAAUCAAGUUGUUGCAGAAGAUGAACAGAGUAGAUUUGUGGAGUUCACCAUUAAUCAUGGUGUCUUUCUGAAUGCUGUGCAUAUCUGACAAGUACUGUUGUAAUGUAAAAGCUGAGUUGCAUAGCAUUGUAACAACAACAGCAAAAUUAAUGAGGUGAAUGUAGUUGUGGCUUUUCAAAAAUGCACACUCCCUUUUAGGUAUUUUUUUUCUCAUAUAAGUGCAGAGAGCAAUUAAGAUGAGCAGCUAGAGGGGUGAGGGGUGCAGUCGGCACGAAGUGCGGCUUCUCGUGCUUCCUUUGGGACUCACCCUUGCCACAAAGCUGGCAUAGGUGCACCCUGGAGAAGGAAGAAAUCUGGAGAGCCAAGAGAAGUGCAAAAAGUGAGAGUGGUGGACUGCAGAGGCCGGACUAGAUCCUGGCCAUGAGGUUUGAUGCCUCGCUUUAUUGAAGGAGAGACACUGGACCUAAAUGGCGCAGCAUGACUUUGUUCCUGCCUGGCUUAACUUCUCUACACCACAGUCUGCAAAGGCCCCUGGAACCACUCUUGAGAAGCACGGAGAGCAUCUUCCUCGGGGAGAGGGCCGCUUUGGAGUAAGCCGGAGACGCCACAACUCUUCUGAUGGAUUUUUUAAUAAUGGCCCUCUCAGAACUGCAGGAGACUGCUGGCAUCAGCCUUCCCUGCACCGUCAUGAUUCUGUGGACUCUGGUGCUUCUAAAGGAGUUCAUGUUGGGCUAGCUGGCAAUCAGCCUGGCUGGUAUGGUUCUUCACGAGGCCAUGAUGGCAUGAAUCAAAGAGGAGGAUCGGGAUCCCAUCGCCACUGGAAUGGCAAUUUCCACUCCCGAAAGGGUUCAGCCUUUCAGGAAAAGCUACCUGCUGAGACGAGGGAGGAAAAGGAAGAAAAGGAGAAACUGCAAUUUGAGGAGGAAGACUUUCCAUCAUUGAAUCCAGAAGCUGGAAAACAGAACAGCCAGAGUAAACCUGUUGGGACUCCAUCUGGUGUUUGGGAAAACCCUCCUAGUGCCAAGCAACCUACCAAGAUGCUGGUCAUCAAAAAGGUUUCAAAAGAAGAUCCUGCUGCUGCCUUCUCAGCUGCAUUUACGUCACCAGGGCCUCAGCUUUCAAAUGGCAACAAGGCAACCACCAUUGUCCCAAGCGUCUACAAAAAUCUGGUUCCCAAGCCUGCAACACCCCCUUCCAAGCCAAGCCAAUGGAAAGCUAACAGAAGUGAACAUAAAACAGGCUCGCUCUCCUCCAGCCGUGAUUCUGCUUUUACAAGUCCAGUGUCUGUAACCAAACCUGCUGUACUGGCCAGUGGCUCUGUUCUCACCUCUUCCAAAGAGAGUCCCUCCAGUAUCACCCCUCCCAUUGAAAUAAACUCCUCUCGCUUGACAAAGCUGAUGCGCCGCACCACAGAUAAGAAGAGUGAGUUCUUGAAGGCCUUGAAGGAUGACCGGAAUGGGGAGUUGCCAGAGCGCCAUGAGAGCAACAAAUUGGAUGAUAUGGAGGAUGGCAGCACACCAGAACCAAAGCAAAACUGGGCAGAGAAUUGUCACCAGAAUGGUCUUUCUCUGCCUUUAGAAGAAGGGGAGAACCUUUCUCACUCAUUAGAAGCAGAACACAGGUUAUUGAAAGCAAUGGGGUGGCAAGAGUACCCUGAAAAUGAUGAGAAUUGCCUUCCCCUCACAGAGGAUGAGCUCAAAGAGUUCCAAAUAAAGUCAGAGCAGCUAAGAAGAAACGGCUUUAAGAAGAAUGGAUUUCUUCAAGGCCGUGGCAACAGUCAACUAUUCUCCCACUGGAGAAGCACUUUUAAGACAGAGUUUGAGGAGUCAGAUACAGAAACAAGUAGCAGUGAAACUUCAGACGAUGAUGCCUGAAAAUGGGCACAAAAAAACCCACAGUACAAAACCAACCCAGCAAACUCAGUUUGUAGUUCAGCACAUAAAUGUUUGGGGUUCAAAUGAAGCAGAGUUUAUUCUGUCUCAUGUCUGUUCAGUUUCUUUUUAUUGUUGAAAACUUCAUGCACAAGGGAAAGAAUUAUAUCCCAAAGAAGAAAGCUAUUGGCUUAUUUUUGGUUUUACCCUUCUAUGCUUCAUAGAGAACAGUCCAUGCAGAUGGGUGACUCAUGGCCUUCUGGUGCAAGGCAUAGUUUCAGUCUCAUCAGCAGCAGGAUGUAAGGGACUGAGUUGGGCAGCCACAUGCUUCUCAUACUGCCGUCCACAUAGCAAAAUGCUGUGCGGCAAUAAUGUGCUAAAACAAUCAUUGUCAAUGACAAAAUGGCUAUGGAAGUUCUAAUUGUGUUAAAUUAAUGCUAAUAACAUGGAACUUUUUUAUUUUGUUUUUUGGCGGCUCGGGGAGCUUCAUCACUUAACCAGGCGUGUUUGGGUUUUUUCUUUUCUUUUUUGGGGGUACAGCUGUAAAAUAUUUGGAUAUAGGAAUUGUUUGUGUUCUUGCAACCUUGAUAUUCAGGGUGGAUUGUAAAAUAUAAAUUUUUGUGGGACUUCAAAGAUUAAGAUUAUUUUGAUAACAUUAUUUACAGAUUUAAAAAAGUGACUAUCACAUUGAGUCUGUAUGAGGGGGAAAACUACUGCAACAAAAGAUAACUAACUUGGAAUAAAUAUUUUGCAUCAGUUUGCCAA
Molecule: messenger RNA, 12755 nt
Organism: Zootoca vivipara (common lizard)
Lineage: Eukaryota; Metazoa; Chordata; Lepidosauria; Squamata; Lacertidae
Source: RefSeq, a predicted model, not a curated record